AAAAAAGAGUUAUAGUCAAAGUCAUCGGCCAUAGAAAAGUGUUAGGUCACUGGAGGUCACUAGGCUUUUGCUAUGUAUCUUCAGUGUGUACCGGAGAGGAUGAAGUCAAAGUAAUUAAAAUGCUAUUAAACGAUAAAAAGUAUUGACGGGCCAAAAAGUCGUUGAAAUUAAAUUACUCAAUCUUUUCAAACUGGUUUGAUUUUUCUUCUCGAUGUAUGUAUCCAGGGCCAUUUUUAUAUGUUGUUCACUAAUUUGAUGAGGACUUGUUACAAAGUGGCCGAAUUGGUGCAAAUCCCCGGUUUGCGUCCUCCAAUUUUGAUACAUCUCAAUCAUUUUCAGUACAAGAACGCGCUCCGCAGGCCAAUUAAGAACACGAAUUCUGCCACAAUUAACUAUACAUACAAUCUGAUUGUUAAACAGUAUCUUUUGUAUCCAAAUCAAUCCUCAUAUUGCAUAAUAUUUUAUAUAUAUAUAUAUAUAUAUAUAUGUGUGGAUGUUUAAAUGGGUAUAUGUAUAUGUGAGCGUGAUAGAUAUAAAUAGGUAGGAUGACACGUGGAUACUCACGAUUGGAGACAGGGUAGCACUCUAGGCCAUUAUAAUAUAUGGUGCUACUGAAUUCAACAUUCAUCAUCUUUUCAUUCUUCUCCUCUCUUGCCUUCUCCACCGUUCUUAAUCAUUAAUUUUGGACUUUUCUGUAAAAUGAGCAUAUCUUCACCACCAGCACCAGCACCAUGUUCAGAAUCAUGGUCACCGUGUCCGUUUUCGGUUGAUGGGCCUGCGAUUCGGCGGUCUCUGACUCUGCGGUCUGCGCUUCCGCCGUCUCGGCCUCCAUCGUCUCCGGCCUCACCUCUGGAAAGGUUGGCGGGGCUAGUUGUGGGGUUCGGUGGAGGCGGUUUGAUAUGUGUGGUGGGAAUUGUUAUUUUGUUGUUGCAUUGGACGAGGAGGACAACAAUGAACACAGAAGAUAGAUUGGGGAAGCCUCAUGCAGAUGGAGAACCUCCCGUACAAUCCCAAUCAGGUGAAUCUUCAGCUAACCGAAUUCAACAAGUGCAAAAAGCUGUUCCUCGCCUAGGACUAAAUGCUUCAGUAUCUUCUUCAAUGAGUGUCAGCUACGCCUUUGAGAGACCACAUCCAGCUGGCAUCUUUACAUAUGAAGAGCUAGAGAUGGCAACAAAUGAUUUCUCCCCUGACAAUCUCCUUGGCCAAGGUGGUUUUGGAUUUGUCUACAAAGGCGUCCUUCCAAAUGGAACAGCGGUUGCUAUUAAGCAGCUAAAAGCUGGAAGUGUGCAGGGGGAACCCGAAUUUUGGGCUGAGGUUGAGGUCGUUGGUCGUGUCCAUCAUAGACAUCUUGUUUCACUGGUUGGUUACUGUGUUAGUAGCGACCAGAGGUUGCUUGUUUAUGAGUUUGUCCCAAACAACACGUUGGAAUUUCAACUGCAUGGAAAUGGGAGACCAACUAUGAACUGGCCAACCCGAAUGAAAAUAGCUCUAGGUUCUGCAAGAGGACUUGCAUAUCUACACGAGGACUGUCAGCCCAAAAUCAUACACCGUGAUAUUAAAGCAGCUAAUAUUCUUCUCGAGCAUAACUUUGAAGCAAAGGUUGCAGAUUUUGGACUUGCUAAGUUUUGUCCUGAUCCUGAUACUCAUGUUCUCACAAGGAUCAUGGGAACUGUUGGUUAUAUAGCUCCAGAAUUUGUGCGUACUGGAAAACUCACUUAUAAGUCAGAUGUAUACUCUUUUGGGGUUGUGCUUUUGGAGUUGAUUUCUGGACGCCGUGCAAUCAGUAAAGAUCAACCUAAUCAUAACAUCGUUAAUUGGGCCAGGGCCUUGCUUCCGCAAGCACUUGAAAAAAGCUACUUCAACGACCUGGUUGAUCCAAUGCUGCAGAAUGACUACAACCUAAGCGAAAUGGCUCGAAUGGUUGCUUGUGCUGUUGCUUGUGUGUGUCAUUCAGACCCGCAUAGACCACGAAUGGGUCAGAUAGUUAGAGCUUUGGAGGGAAAUAUUCCUUUAAGUGAUUUAUUUGAUGGAGUAACACCGGGUCAAAGCUCGAUCCAACAUGGAAUUGGAGGCAAUAGCCAAUACAAGGAAGAGUUGACAAAGUACCAAAAGUUGGCACCGAUAGAAAGCAUAGAUGAGCGCAGUGGGCCCUGCAAUGACUUGGGUCAGCAGUCAUGUAUUUUAGUCGAUGAAGGCGAACAAACUAGGCUAAUGGGCCUAAUGCCAACAAUUUCUCAGCCCAGUAGCUUUUUAGUCCCUCACUAGUACAGAAGUACAGAUGGACAAUAUCCAAUUCAAUCCGCUCAAUUCAAUUCAUUUUUAACGGUUUAUAUUGAAAUUUUAUAUAAAUUAGAUUUGAUUGGGUUUAAAAAUAUCAAAAAUUAUUUGGAUUGGAAUGGUUUAGAAUUGAAAAUUUAUACCAAACUCAACCCAAUCAAAUCCAAACAAUAUAUUAUAUAAUUAAAAAAUUAUAUAUUUUUUAUUAUUAUAUAUUAAUUUUUAAUAUUUUUUUUAUAAUAUCUCUUAAUGUUUAAUAUUUUUAUAAUAUAUCCCCAAUUUCCAAUUCCUUAUGAAGCCCUAAACAUGCUUGCCGCUGCCACCAUCAACCCUACCACCAAGUUCAUUCUCUGCUCUUCAAGACUCGACACCACUGCACAGUCCGCACCAGUUGUUGAAACUCGGCACCACCACCACCGCACCAAUUGCAU
Messenger RNA from Ziziphus jujuba (common jujube), 2708 nucleotides. RefSeq names its product proline-rich receptor-like protein kinase PERK15. Lineage: Eukaryota; Viridiplantae; Streptophyta; Magnoliopsida; Rosales; Rhamnaceae. Gene Ontology annotation, biological process: protein phosphorylation. Gene Ontology annotation, molecular function: protein kinase activity; ATP binding. The record is from RefSeq and is a predicted model, not a curated record. Bases 700 to 2265 code for a protein of 521 amino acids. The transcript is spliced from 8 exons.